AUGCCGAUCAAACUACAAGGCGUGACGGUAAAGGCCGAUCUAUUUGCACUACCCUUAGUUGGGCCCAAUGUAGUUCUCGGGGUCCAAUGGCUGGAGGGACUCGGGGACGUGACCACUAACUACCGCGAAGGAGUCAUGAAGUUUGACGCAGGAAAGCGACGCGUAACCCUAAAGGUUGGCGGUGACGAAGGAGCUAAGGAGAUAGGGCUCAAGAAAGGAAGGUCCAAUGGCUCGUCGCGACACGAGAAAGAGAUCCGGGGCCUACUCGAGGAGUUCGGCGAGGUGCUUGUCGAGCCAAAGGGAUUGUCGCCAAGGAGAGCUUACGACCAUCGCAUACCAUUGGUCGAAGAAGGACGAGCGGUACACGUCCACCCGUACCGUUACGCGCAUUUCCAAAAGGCUGAGAUCGAGAAGCAAGUCGGUGAGAUGCUCGAGUCCUGGCUAAUCCGGCAUAGCACGAGCCCGUUCUCAUCGCUGGUGCUACUCGCAAAGAAGAAAGAUGGAACGAAGCGUUUUUGCACAGACUACCGCGCCCUAAAUUCCGCCACCAUCAAGGACUGA
Molecule: messenger RNA, 561 nt
Organism: Striga asiatica
Lineage: Eukaryota; Viridiplantae; Streptophyta; Magnoliopsida; Lamiales; Orobanchaceae
Source: the annotation of a GenBank genome assembly